AGCGGCUAACAAAGUUCUCAACUUUCACUUUCGAUUUUGGGCAUUUUUCUGGUCUCAGUGUUUGCUGUUGUCAACAUGUCAAGAUGUUCUAUCUGUCAUUCAAACACUGAUAGGAUUACAUUUUAUUUCGACACCAAAUGCACGGGUGUGAACACGUUCUCUCCGGAAGGACGGUUGUUUCAAGUGGAAUAUGCCAUUGAAGCCAUCAAGUUGGGCUCUACGGCCAUUGGCAUCCAGACUGCUGAGGGAGUCUGUCUGGCGGUGGAGAAGAGGAUCACCUCUCCACUGAUGGAGCCCAACAGCAUUGAGAAAAUAGUGGAAAUUGACACUCAUAUUGGGUGUGCGAUGAGUGGCUUGAUAGCUGAUGCGAAGACUCUUAUCGACAAGGCGAGAGUGGAGACGCAGAACCAUUGGUUCACCUACAACGAGACGAUGACAGUGGAGAGUGUGACUCAAGCCGUGUCCAACCUGGCGCUGCAGUUCGGAGAGGAGGAUGCUGAUCCUGGUGCAAUGAGUCGACCGUUUGGUGUUGCGUUGCUGUUUGGUGGAGUGGAUGAAAAAGGACCUCAGCUAUACCACAUGGAUCCCUCUGGAACCUUUGUCCAGUGUGAUGCUCGGGCAAUAGGCUCCGCCUCAGAGGGAGCGCAGAGCUCUCUGCAGGAAGUCUACCACAAGUCCAUGACAUUAAAAGAUGCCAUCAAGUCCUCGCUCACCAUUCUGAAGCAGGUGAUGGAGGAGAAGCUCAACGCCACCAACAUAGAGCUGGCCACUGUGGAGCCAGGAAAGACCUUCCACAUGUAUUCCAAAGAAGAGCUGGAGGAUGUGAUCAAGGACAUCUAGAGGAGUCUCCAGGACAUGACAACGUCCAUCUGCACAUGUCCGGAUGGAAGUUCUCAUCGAAGGGGAGGGGCGGGGUAUUUUUUUGUAACAAGUCAAUAGUACAAUUAAACUGUUGUAUUCAAUA
Molecule: messenger RNA, 964 nt
Organism: Synchiropus splendidus (mandarinfish)
Lineage: Eukaryota; Metazoa; Chordata; Actinopteri; Syngnathiformes; Callionymidae
Gene: psma5
Product: proteasome 20S subunit alpha 5
Exons: 9
Coding region: 76-840 (254 amino acids)
Biological process (GO): proteasome-mediated ubiquitin-dependent protein catabolic process
Cellular component (GO): proteasome core complex, alpha-subunit complex; proteasome core complex; nucleus
Source: RefSeq, a predicted model, not a curated record